GGCGGGCUGUGCGCGCCCCGCGCCCCGCGCCCCGCGCCCCUCUGGGUCGGCCCCUGCUCCGGCCCUCUGCGCGCCUGGGCAUCUGCGCCCGGGCCGGGGCGGCGGCGGGAGGGUGAGGCCGCAGAGCGGCGCUGGGACGGCGCUGGCACCUCCAGAGCGGGCCCGGGACGGCAAGGGGGUGGCCGCGAUGCCAGGCGAGAAUAUCUUCCUGUUCGUGCCUAACCUCAUCGGUUACGCCCGGAUUGUCUUCGCCAUCAUUUCUUUCUACUUCAUGCCCUGCUGCCCCCUCACGGCCUCCUCCUUCUACCUGCUCAGCUGCCUCCUGGACGCUUUCGAUGGACACGCUGCCCGAGCCCUUAAUCAAGGAACUCGGUUUGGGGCCAUGCUGGACAUGCUAACGGACCGCUGCUCCACCAUGUGUCUGUUGGUCAACCUGGCCCUUCUGUACCCUCGAGCCACACUUCUCUUCCAGCUCAGUAUGAGCUUGGAUGUCGCCAGUCACUGGCUGCACCUGCACAGUUCUGUGGUCCGAGGCAGUGAGAGUCACAAGAUGAUCGACCUGUCUGGGAAUCCGGUGCUUCGCGUCUACUACACCUCGAGGCCUGCUCUGUUCACCCUGUGUGCUGGAAAUGAGCUCUUCUUCUGCCUCCUCUACCUGUUCCAUUUCUCCGAGGGACCUUUAGUUGGCUCCGUGGGCCUUUUCCGAAUGGGCCUCUGGAUCACUGCCCCCGUCGCCUUGCUCAAGGCCCUCAUCAGUGUCAUCCACCUGACCACGGCCGCCCGCAACAUGGCUGCCCUGGACAUGGCAGACCGUGCCAAGAAGAAGUGACCCUGGAACUGCUGGACCCUGGCUGCCCACCUGCCCUGGGAGUCUCACUGUGCCACACGGCUCCCCUCCCCCUCACAGGAGGUCCCAGCCUCACGUCUUCCUAAUGUGUUGUCCGGCCUCCUGGUAUGGGGUCAGCCUCUUUUUGGUGAUGUCACAUUCUCUGUAAUCCCAAGGACAGUCCCAUCCCUGGGGUCCCCAAGGACUGGGGCUUCAAAUUAGGACGGGUGCUCAGGAGGCCCUGCCCCUACAGGUGGUGCUCCUGGGGUGCCAGGCGGCCAGUCUGAGGACCGGGCAUUGUCCCAUCCUGCUGGCUCAGCCAGACGCUGGGGUCUGGCUUGGCCUGAGUUUUAGGGACACUUGAGAAGGGGAAUGGUAUAGGGGCCAGAUUUCCCCAAAGACAGGGAAGUCAGACUUCUGCCUCUGGCCAGAGGAAGCCUGGGAGGGAAGGGCCCAUCUGGAUCCUUCCCUGUUGCUCUUCCCUGUGUCCUGUCUCCCCUGGCCCUGGAAGCCUCAAUAAUAAAGGUGGACGCUUCACUA
Molecule: messenger RNA, 1366 nt
Organism: Lemur catta (Ring-tailed lemur)
Lineage: Eukaryota; Metazoa; Chordata; Mammalia; Primates; Lemuridae
Gene: CDIPT
Product: CDP-diacylglycerol--inositol 3-phosphatidyltransferase
Exons: 6
Coding region: 188-829 (213 amino acids)
Biological process (GO): phosphatidylinositol biosynthetic process
Cellular component (GO): Golgi apparatus; membrane
Molecular function (GO): CDP-diacylglycerol-inositol 3-phosphatidyltransferase activity
Source: RefSeq, a predicted model, not a curated record